Messenger RNA from Impatiens glandulifera, 1127 nucleotides. Its product is annotated as protein TIC 21, chloroplastic-like. The record is from RefSeq and is a predicted model, not a curated record. NCBI's taxonomy places the organism in Eukaryota, Viridiplantae, Streptophyta, Magnoliopsida, Ericales, Balsaminaceae. The transcript is spliced from 4 exons. The coding region runs from base 71 to 934 and encodes 287 amino acids.
AAGUAAGACAUACUUGAAAAACAGAAGAAAUUAACUUGAAUUUUAGAAAGAAAAAUCCAGAUUCUUUGCUAUGCAAUCCUUACUGCAUCCGGCAGCUCUGUCGGGCGGCGCCUUGACGGCGACGAUGUCAUCGGCGGCGCCGAAAUUGUUCACGCCCCACCUCAAGCAGACGUCGAAGCUAUCCAUGCGGGUAUCUGGCACCGUCAAUCUCUCAUCAUCUCACUCCUCAUUUUGUUCUCUAUCGACUUUGUUAUCUUGUACUCCUCUCAUCAAACGAAGAACAUCUCUCGCAUCCACGCCGAUUUGUUCUUAUCAGUCUCCUAUAAAUGAUGAUCUUGAAAAGGCCAAACUUGCUCAGGUUUCAAAGAGGUUACUAGCUACUUCAGCAAACUUCAAGAGAUUUGGAAGUUUAGGAUUCUGGGGACAGCUUACUUGCACAAUUGUGUCUGCUGUAAUUCUAUCAUUUUCUGUUGUUGUAACAGGGCAGAUCACAUCACCUACUACCUUCUAUCUUAAUGCUGCUGGUAUUGCUGCUGGAUUUAUUUCUAUAUUUUGGUCGUUCGGUUACAUCCGACUAUCUGAAAAGCUUCGAAAAACUGCCAACCAACCUUCCAAGGCUCCUCCUCGUGCUGAGGUUGUGCAAAGUUUGAAAAAUGGCAUACUGUUGAACCUUCUUGGGAUGGGUGCUGCUAUAUUAGGCAUGAUGGCCACAGUAGGGUCGUUGGUUGCAAAAUCUCUCACUUCUUCAGCUAAUCCUUUUGGCCAGGGUAUCUCACCUGGAUACAAACCCGUCCUUGCAUUGGAUGUUUUCUUGGUUCAGGCCUCUGCAAAUACGAUACUUUCUCAUUUCCUGGGGCUGGUUUUCUCACUUGAGUUGUUACGUUCCGUAACAUUAUCUCCAUCAGAUAGUACGCCUAUUCCAGGAGCUGUGUGAGAAACUGUGUCCAAAUGAAUUUCAAUAUAGUCUCUAGAUUUACUUAUGCUUGCUUCCCUCUUAAUAUAGAGGCUUCUCAUUGUGGUAACUAACUAACUAGCUAUGAUUCUUAGCUGCACUGAUUUUUGUAUUGACAAAAGUUUUGGAUUACAAAAUCUCUAGCAAUGGUUCAUUAUUGUUUGGAUUUUUAUUA